This is a messenger RNA of Closterium sp. Yama58-4, 3018 nucleotides long. NCBI's taxonomy places the organism in Eukaryota, Viridiplantae, Streptophyta, Zygnematophyceae, Desmidiales, Closteriaceae. The record is from the annotation of a GenBank genome assembly.
AUGGAAGCAUCUCGAAUCCCUCAGUCAGCCAUCAGCGCCUUGCUCCUCCGAGCGGCAACAGUCUCUUCACCUGUGCUCUGUCCCUCGCGGUCGUCCCAGUUUGCGCGAGUCAUCAUGGCCUCGUCCACGCCCAACCCGCUCCUUACGCCGUUCACUCUCCCGGACGGCACGGAGCUCUCAAUGCGCAUCGUUUACGCGCCGCUGACGCGCGAUCGCGCCCUCGGGACCAUCCCGCAGCCGAACGCCGCGAUCUACUACUCGCAGCGCGCGCACAAGGGCGGGCUCAUGCUCACCGAAGGCACGUGCAUCUCGCCCGAGGCGCACGGGUACCCCGACACCCCGGGGAUCUACACGGAGGCGCAGAUCGCGGCGUGGAAGCCGGUGAUCAAGGCGGUGCACGACAAGGGCGCGCGCUUCUUCUGCCAGCUGUGGCACGUCGGCCGCGCGUCGCACCAAGAAUACCAGCCUGAUGGCGCCGCGCCGAUGGCCCCGUCUGCCAUUCCUAUCGUUAGCGACGAGAUCAAGGUGUACAUCAGCACUGGCCCCGCCGACUACCCCACGCCGCGGGCCAUGACCGUCGAAGAGAUCAACAAGGUGACGGAGCAGUUCCGCGUAGCGGCGCGCAACGCGAUUGACGCGGGGUUCGACGGCGUGGAGGUGCACGGCGCCAACGGGUACCUGCUGGAGCAGUUCAUCAAGGACGGCAUCAACAAGCGUGAGGACGAGUUUGGCGGCUCCCUUGAGAACAGGCUUCGCUUCCCCCUGCAGGUGAUCAAGGCAGUGGCGGACGAGGUGGGCGCCAGCAAGGUGGGCGUGCGCCUGUCGCCGUACAGCUCCUUCCUGGAUGCUUCCGACUCGGACCCCGUGGGCACGUACCUGGGGUUGAUAGAGGCCAUCAACGGCCUGGGCCUGGCGUACGUGCAUUUCAUUGAGGCACGCGCACAGGGGAACGCAGACCUGGAAGAUGUGAAGGAGACGCUUGAGCCAUUCCGCAAGGCGUUCAAGGGGCCCUUCAUUGCUGCAGGCGGCUACAAGCGGGAGAACGGUAUGGCAGCGAUAGAGAGCGGGGCGGCGGAUCUGAUCACGUACGGCCGGCUCUUCCUGGCCAACCCCGACCUGCCGAGGCGCUUUGAGCUCAACGCGCCGCUCAACCCGUACGACCGAAGCACCUUCUUUAUUGGGGAUCAAGUCAAGGGGUCGCACCGCCCGUCGAAGGCACCAACAGCCACUCUGACCGUUAUUAGCUUCGCAACAGACCUGUCGAAGGAUUCGCAGACCAGCCUGGAGCAGGCCGGGUGCGUGAGUCUGGACACGUACGGUCCUGCUUCGUCCGACGAGGAAUACGACGACGAGGAUGAAGACGAGGACGACGAGCAUCGCAGCGCGGACUCGGCGCGCAGCGCUGCUGCUUUGACACCCACUGGGCUCGUCGGAUUUGGAAGCUUUUUACGAAACAACCCGCGGACGGAUAAAUUUAAGGUGGACCGGUUUCACCAUAUCGAGUUCUGGUGCGGAGAUGCUACUAACACGUACGGACGGUUCUCGUGGGGGCUGGGGCUGCCGCUCGUGGCGAAAUCGGACCAGACGACGGGUAACCACACGUUCUGCAGUUACGUGCUGAAAGCGGAGGACCUGGCGUUGGUGUUCACGGCGCCUUAUUCCGAAGCAGCAGCUAUAUCGCGUACAGAACCCCUGGGUGGAGUAACUGGGGAGGCUGGACACCCUAGAAAUUCCCGAGUUCCGUUUCCAGGAUUUUCUCGACGGGCUGCCCGUGAAUUUUCCGCUCUGCAUGGAUUGGGAGUCCGGGCAAUCGGAGUUCGAGUGGAGGACGUGGAAGCGGCUUACCAAACGAGUGUAGAUAACGGAGCUAUUUCCAUCUGCCCUCCCGUUACUGUCACGGACAUCAAACCAAACGGCCAAGGUGGGAGUGUGACUAUAGCGGAGGUGACUCUAUACGGCGACACGGUGCUGCGAUUUGUGAACCCGAAAUCCUUUUCAGGCCCGUUCCUCCCAGCCUUUGAGGCGGCGUCGAACCAAGUGAUGAGCUACGGCCUUUUCAGGAUCGACCAUGUGGUUGGGAAUGUGCCGAGCCUGGCGGAUGUGGUUCGGUACAUCAAGGGAUUCGCAGGCUUUCACGAAUUCACAGAUUCGUGUGCUUCAGGGGAUGCAGGAGGGGAAGCAGGAAGGGGAAUGGGAACAGGGAGAGGAGUGGGAGGAGGAGCAAUAGGCAUCGGUGCUGCUGCUGGUGCACCCACUGGGGGUGUUGCUGCUGUCGGUUCUGCCACUCCUAAGAAGAAAUCCGGCUGUGCUGACGUGGACCCCACUGGCCUCGGCGUGAACAGUACUGUACUCGCUAAUGACUGGGAGACAGUCAUCCUCCCUAUAAUGGAACCCUCGCCCGGCCUCCCUUACAAAACCCAGGUCGAAACCUUCCUGGAGCACUAUAACGGGGCAGGAGUGCAGCACAUAGCCCUAAUGUGCACGGACAUAGUGAAAGCCGUGAAGGAGAUGAAGGCAAGGAGCGAAAUGGGCGGGUUUGCGUUCCUGCCGAGGCCAUCGGCUAAGUACUAUCGUGAGCUGGCGGGACGGGUGGGGAGUCUGAUGAGUGAGGAGGAGAUGGGCGAGUAUGAGGAGUUGGGCAUUCUCGUUGAUGUGGACGCUGGGGGCGUGCUGCUACAGAUCUUCACUGCGCCUAUUGGCGACAGGCCGUCGGCUAAGUACUAUCGGGAGCUGGCAGGGCGGGUGGGGAGUCUGAUGAGUGAGGAGGAGAUGGAAGAGUAUGAGGAGUUGGGCAUUCUCGUGGAUGUGGACGCUGGGGGCGUGCUGCUGCAGAUUUUCACUGCGCCUAUUGGUGACAGCACAGGCGUGUGCGUAUGGUUGAGUGCGCUCGUGGUCAUUUUUGAGGUGCCUCGGGAGGAGAUGGGCGAGUAUGAGGAGUUGGGCAUUCUUGUGGAUGUAGAUGUGGGCGCUGGGGGCGUGCUGCUGCAGAUCUUCACUGCGCCCAUUGGGGACAGGUGA